Molecule: messenger RNA, 749 nt
Organism: Chara braunii
Lineage: Eukaryota; Viridiplantae; Streptophyta; Charophyceae; Charales; Characeae
Source: the annotation of a GenBank genome assembly
CCGCUGAUCUCGACCAGCUUUUUUCGGCUAUGUCGAGUAACUGGCGUGGUUGGGUCUCCGGAUUUGCGUUAUUGGUUAUGGGUGCGUCGGACCUGGAGUCUAAAGCUGUGAGGGAAUUCAGCUCCACGUUGUUCAGCAUGAGGCCAGACAUUGCGUUGGCCAUUGCCAAAGUGAUAUUUCAAUCGGAUUGCAGAUCGAUUCUGCCACGUGUCACCUGCUCCGUGCAUCUUCUCUUCUCGAGGUCGGAUAUGGCGGUGCCCCUCACCGUUGCCCGGUACAUGAGAGAGCACUUGGUCAAUGCCGCAGAAGUAGAGGUGGAGGUGAUGCCAACGAGGGGUCAUUUGCCCCACUUGUCCACGCCGGAAAUUGUUAACCCGUACUUGCUAAGGCACAUUGCCAUAGUGAAAAAUGAGGGGGGGCAGCAGAAGGGAGGAGAGGAGGAGGAGGAGGAGGAGGAGGAGGAAGGGGGGGGAUGGGAAGGAGAAGCAGCAGCAGGAGUAGGAGAAAGAGGAGCAGAAGCAGAAAAAAGUAGUGUGUUUGCAACAGCAGCACCAGCAGCAGCUGCAGGGGAGGAGGAGGAAAGGGAGGAGGAGGAGAAAGAGGAAGAGGAGGCGAGAGAGGAGCAGAGGGAGGAAAGUUUAGUACGUUUGCCACAGCGGCAGCAGCAGUAGCAGCGGCAGGAAAAGGAGUAGGAAGAGAAGGAGGGGAGAGAGAUGGGGAGGAGGAGAGGCCCGAGAGGUAUGACCAUC